AUUCAAGUCGGUAUAAGUACUGCAGACGGCCGUUAUCGAUUUAGUAACGCGGUUGGCUGUGGGAGUUGGCCGUUUAUAAAUACUGAAGAAUCGUUAUUGUUUUUAAUCCUUAAUUUUUUUAGACACGAUUCCCAUUGAUUGCUUUAUUAUACAUAUUAAAUUAUAUUUGAAGUAUUAAUUAAUACACUCGCGAAAAUUAACUUUGACAUUUUGUUCUCGUUCCGGAUUUUAAUAUGAUAAACAUAAAAAAUUCCGUUUCCUUCCUCAGAAAUCAACCAUCAUUCGUUCAGCAGUUAUUCGUCAAUUUACUGUUGGCGCCGACAAUUAUUAAGUUGACGACGAACGCUCCAACGUCGUCUGCCAUGAACUUGUUCGAAAACAACAGCUUAUCCACAGUGGAAAUAAUCCAAAACAAUGGUUAUGACGUUGAAAUCCACAAUGUCAUUACAGCCGACGGUUACAUCCUGGAGUUACAUCGUAUCCCCAGGAGUAAGCGUGGACAGGAGCCCACCAGAAACCAUCCGAUACUAAUCCAUCACGGCAUUCUCGGUACAUCGGCCGAUUGGGUUCUAGCUGGAGCUGACAAGUCGUUACCCAUGCAACUCGCCGACGACGGGUAUGACGUGUGGUUGGCCAAUUGUCGCGGUAACACGUACAGUAGAAAACAUAUUUCGAUGACUUACAAACAAAAAUCUUUUUGGAAUUUUAGUUUACAUGAAGUCGGGAAAUACGAUAUACCAGCUACGAUCGAUUAUAUUCUUUCGACUACGAAUUCAACACAACUCCACUACAUAGGUUAUUCUAUGGGUAGUUGUGUGUUUUUCAUUAUGGCUUCGGAGAGACCAGAAUAUCAGCCCAAAAUCCGAUCACAAAUUAGUCUCGCACCUGUAGCUUUUUUGUCGAACACAAGAUCGUCUUUAAGAUUUAUGGCUCCGUAUGCGAAAAUGUUGAACGUUGUAUUUCACAGGAUGUGGAAAGGGAUGUUUAUGCCGCAAUCGGGUAUGCAGAGGUUUAUGGCGUCUACCAUAUGUAGAGAAAGAAUAACACAGAAAAUGAUAUGCGAAAAAUGCAUCAUAUUUUCCGUGUGCGGCAGCGACCCUUAUCACUUUGACACCAAGUUGAUUCCUCUCAUCAUGGGACACUUUCCGGCUGGAACGUCUUCUAAUCUCGCCGCGCACUUCGCACAAUUCAUAUUGAAAGAUACUUUCGGACAGUACGAUUAUGGUCGCGCUUUGAAUUUGCGUCACUACAAUUCCACCGAGCCACCAACAUACAAUUUGAAAUCGAUCAGAGUGCCUAUCACUCUGAUCUACGGCGAAAACGACAUAUUAGCCGACACGACGGACGUGUUGAAACUGAGAGCCCAACUGCCCAUGGUUUUGGACGCGUUCCCGGCCAAAAGUCCGUACUUCAAUCAUGUGGACUUCUUGUGGAGCACCCACGUCACUGAACAAAUCAACAAUCCUGUCAAGGAAAUCCUGCAGAAGACCGACAACUUAGGAUGGACGUACACGGGCACCGCGGCCACCGCCGUCCCCGUAAACGCCGCCGUCCCCGUCCAUCGACCGCCGAACCAGAUGCAGCUGAACCCCGUGCCGGGCAUCAUGAACCUGGCGCCCGGCCUGGAGUUCUUUGCCGAGAACCUGGACGCGAUAAUUGCGAGCACCAUGCCUCAGCCGGUGGACGAGCGCGACGCCGCUGUGUUCGAACGGGAACGGGAACAGCAGAAGCUACUGUUCGGCGGAGUCAUCAGGUUUGCGCAGGCGGCCGAAAAGAAGUACGGACAGCUCAAGGAGGAGAUCACCAACGAGAUCACCGGAUGGGCAGACGACGUGGCCACUGGCGCUGAGACUCGGGUCAAGCAGACGGCCGUCCUGGUGAACGGCAAGAUCGCGUUGGCCGGCCACUCGGUGGUCGGGGCCGUGGGCAAAGCGGAGAAUUUCGUCGUCGGCGGCGUCGGUAAGGCCGAACAGUCUGUGGCCAUGGGCAUCGGCAAGGCCCAUAACUACGUCAACUACGGCCUGAACAAGGCCGAUCGGGCCGUCGGGAACGCGUUGAACGCCACCGUGGGCCGCGUGAGCCGAGUGUUCUGGUUCUGGAAGUGAUGCGUCGGCUGACUAGAAAUAUUUUAUGCAUACGUAGUUAUCGCACUGUUGCCACGCGCCCAUCUGUAUAACAACACUCGGCCGCUCGUCGGGAACUGUUAUGGCUGUAGUUAGUAUAGUUAUAUAGUUAUUUAUUAAUUAUUAUUUUCGUGGUCAAAAUAUUUUUAGUUGUACUUUUGCGUUAACCCGAGCCGCAUACGAUUUAGUGGGUUUAUCGUUUUAGUGGCAUUUUUUAUAAUAUAUACAAUCAGUACCUAUACAUUUAUGUGUAUUUGAUUUUUUUUUUAUGUAUACGCUCCUUAUAUAAUAUAUUUAUAACAUUGUUUGUGUAAAGAUAAACUCGAGAAUUCUUACUAUAUAGUUCGAGUCAUGUAAUAAUUUUUUAUUUUGUUAUUGUCCCAAAGUUGGAAUUUUUACGUAUUUCAUUUAUAAAUACAAUAUUUAUAUUAAAAUUUGAUUUUUUUUUUU
This is a messenger RNA of Aphis gossypii (cotton aphid), 2573 nucleotides long. Its product is annotated as lipase 3-like. Gene Ontology annotation, biological process: lipid metabolic process. The record is from RefSeq and is a predicted model, not a curated record. The transcript has 8 exons. The coding region runs from base 234 to 2105 and encodes 623 amino acids. NCBI's taxonomy places the organism in Eukaryota, Metazoa, Arthropoda, Insecta, Hemiptera, Aphididae.